This is a messenger RNA of Musa acuminata subsp. malaccensis (wild Malaysian banana), 2387 nucleotides long. RefSeq names its product protein LNK2. Gene Ontology annotation, biological process: circadian rhythm; regulation of DNA-templated transcription. Lineage: Eukaryota; Viridiplantae; Streptophyta; Magnoliopsida; Zingiberales; Musaceae. The record is from RefSeq and is a predicted model, not a curated record.
CGUGGUCGGUCAGAACAAACAGACCGCCGUGAGUCCUACAGCACCCCGCUCACCGUGGGAAGUCGAAAGAAGAGGAGUAGAACGGCGGCGGCGGCCCUUUGGUUCGGUUCCUCGGCGACGGAUCCGGUGGAUCUGCGAUGUUAGCGUCGGAUUUCGAGCUAUCGGAAAGUUUGGGUUUGGGGUUUGAGAUUUCUUGCUUCUCGGAGGAUGUUUGAUUGGGACGACCAGCAUCAGGUAGGGGAGUCUAUAUGGGCUGAAUUUCCUGAGAAUGAGGAUGAUAUUGUCCCUUUUCCUAAGGGUGCCGAAGAGAGUACAUUAUCUAUUUUGGGGAAUUAUGGCAGGAAACAGAGAAAUGAAGAAGCAAGCAUUGGCUUAAGGUCCAAUGAACAGAGUUCAGGAUCCAAAAAUAAUUUUCUGGAGAGUAAUCAGGACAAUAAUUCUACUUUUAUUACAAAUGAAGAACUUUCUGCUGCACAACUUGAUGCAGAUUCAUGGCCUGAUUUGCCUUCUUUAAGCACUGCACUUGAUAGAGAAUACAAUGAUCCUUGUAAUAGAGGGUCUUUGGGAACACAUCUGAUGCUUGAUAUCAGUGAAGCAACAAACCUUGACAAAAUGAGAGUGCAGCUAGAUGGUCCAUCUGAAAUGUUUGGUAAUGACAAAGAUGAGAAAGAUAAUGAGAGUUACCUUGAUUGUGACUGGGCUCAUAUUGGAGAUAUUGAAGAUCUUGACAAAAUAUUCAGUGGAAAUGACUCCAUAUUUGGACAUGAAAUGGUUGGCAGUGCAGCAGAGUUUCUGUCAGCAUCUUCUGAUGUGGUUAAUAGCACUAUACAGUCAAUUCCUCUGCCCGAUAUGCCAUUAAGCAAGGACCAACAUUUUGGCCUGGAUCCUUCCUCUUUGCAUCUUGAUGAACUUUCUUCUGGGAAAGAAAUUCCAGAAGAUAAGACAGCAGAUAGUACUCUCAGAACUGGAAGCAAAUACUGUGAAGCACAAAAUCUGUUUUCAAAUAAGCAUUUGCAGUCUAAUAGCCAAAAGAGACCUCUGAUGUCAGAUAAAAAAGCUGAAGAAAAAGAGAAGGCUAAACACUUAAAAAACAUUAGUGCCACAUGGUCCUGCAACACAAACGAAAGCCAGCAACUUCCAAGCUCUACCAUGAGUACUUGCUCUGAAACUCCAACAAAAACUUUUCAGACAACAGUACAAAGGCAAGUCAGAGCUCCUGCUAACAAUGGACAGCUAGACUCCCCAAAUCUGUUUAUGUUUUGUGGCGAUGGAUAUGCAGCAUAUCCUUUCCAACAUGUUUAUAUGAAAAGGAACCAAGAAAAACCACUUUCUUUUGGUCAUAAGCCUUUAAUGUAUUUCCCAAAGAGUUCAAACGCAUUAGAUAGCCCAUCUGAUAUGGCUUCAAGACAACCGAAAAUGACGCCCCAAGAAAAGAUAGAAAAGCUGAGAAGGCGUCAGCAAAUACAGGCAAUGCUUGCCAUUCAGCAGCAACAGCAACAAUUUGCUCAUCCAAAUACCGCUAUUGAUUCAUUGGUUCCCCAAGUGUGCUCAUCUAGGAAACAGACUCAGGAAUCUAUGACUACCUCAUCUGCAGUCGAUGGUAGUGCAAAUAAGCUUACAUCACCAGAACAGAACAUACUAUUUGAUCAAGAAGAGUCCUGGAGGGUCUCCACCAUAAAUGAGGAUCACUCUCUAGAAGAAAUGAUAUAUUAUCAGCUUCAAGAUGCUCUCGGGCAGUUGGACAUUAGAAUCCGGCUUUGUAUUCGAGAUAGUUUGUUUCGUCUAGCACGAAGUGCUAUGGAAAGACAAAGUGCUAGUGACACAAGUAGUUCGAACAAAAAUAGUAGGGAUGAAGAAGAGCUUCCGGCAUAUGAUGAGACAAAGAGGCUAUGUAGAAGUUCAGUGUUGUCGGAGGCAGAAACACAUACAAAUCCCAUCGACCGGACUGUGGCUCACCUGCUUUUUAAGCCUUCAGAACUAUUCACAAGACCUGUCAAAGAGGAACUACCACAGUCACCUGUUGCAUAUGACCCUGUUCCAAACGCAUCUAUUCACGCUCAAGAAGAUUAUCCUGGGAACACUGGAGAAAUGGAAAUGCAACCUUCAGCCUAAAUGAAUCAGCAGAAUGGCGGCGGAUGAAUGUUCAGAACCAUUCAAACAUAUCAGGAUGUGCUUUUGGAGUUCCCUGUUUAGUUGUGAACUACUUCAAUGAAUUUGGUUUCUCGAUCUCCAUUGUGUUGUUUCCAGAUAACUAAAAUGGAGCAUCAAAGUCCAACCUUGAAUGUUCGUCGCAAAUUGUCGUGUCAGAUUGCUACUAAUGUACUUGUGUAUCUAAUCUGUCAUCUUCAAUAAUGGCUGCUGCUGGUAGAUGAUUCCUUCUAAACUAA